Molecule: messenger RNA, 588 nt
Organism: Arabis nemorensis
Lineage: Eukaryota; Viridiplantae; Streptophyta; Magnoliopsida; Brassicales; Brassicaceae
Source: the annotation of a GenBank genome assembly
AUGGAGGUUUGUUCAACAGUCACGACCAAGAAGCUCUCAAGCCUCGCAAAACUAAUCCUCUUUACCAUCCAGAAGGUCUCAGACGCUUCACGUCACAAACUCGUAAGCACUCUCGAUCCACAACUACUAGCCAAACGUGGCAAGAUCCUACGUAAGUCCCUAAGCGACGCCGUAUCGACUUCGCACUCUCAGAUCACGUGUCGUCCUUCCGACCACCACGAUGUUCGGUCUUCUUUCAUUUCCCCUGUCCCGAUCCAACUUGAGUACGAGUUCAGCUGCAGCAGCACCCCACCGAGACGUUCCUACACCACCACCGGAUGCCACGUCAGCAACGGACGACGUAGCGGGGCCCACAAACCGCUCAUCAGCAAACGCCAACGUCAAGCUUAUAUACGAUACAACACACUUCCUAAGGUUCGUGAAUCUAUGUGGGACCGACACAUGUCGUCGGCGGCGGUGUUUCCCGACGUAGCUAGCAGCACCGGUACGAUGGAUAGCUGCCACGUGGAUAGAGCUGCGGAGGAGUUUAUACAGAGGUUUUAUAGACAACUGAGGUUACAGAAGUGGAUGAUGGCUCAAGAGACUUGA